Callithrix jacchus (white-tufted-ear marmoset) is the source of this 5471-nucleotide messenger RNA. Lineage: Eukaryota; Metazoa; Chordata; Mammalia; Primates; Cebidae. The record is from RefSeq and is a predicted model, not a curated record.
GGGAAAGAAAAACAUUCUCAAAAAAAAAAAAAAAAAAAAAAAAUUAAAAAGAAAACAUCCCACUUGGCAGCGAGUGCGCGGGAAGUUCAGCGCGCGAGUUCCGGGCUUCCCGCCCGUCCGCAGAGGACUGCAGCCUGGGUGAGCCCUCAGUCCCCGCCUGGCCAGACCCUGUCAGUCCGUCCGUCCGUCCGUCCGUCAGUCGGUCUGUCCGCCUCCCCUUCCCCCACGCCUUCUUCCUCCGGGCGCCGCGCGGGUCGGGAGGUCAGAGGGGCCCCCUAGGUCUUCAGGACGCCCGCGGCCCGCGUCGCUCCCGGCAGCGCCUCAGCGGCGGCGCCUAUAGAACCCGGUACCGGGCAGGUUCGGGUCUCGGCAGGGCAGUAUCUCGCCGCGCGUACUCCGCGGCUGGGGCCUCUGACGCCUCCACUUGUGGAGUUCUUCCCUGAGCCGCUGUAACUUUAAACCACUCUGAGCGAGGCCUAUUUUUAUUCGGAAAUCAGCGACCAGGGCGUCUGUGGAGAAUGCUCAGAUGGAGGGCCAGCCCGCCACUUGACGUUUUCUCACAGAUCGGACGGGAAAUAACCUCUCGUCCUAAUGAUCUCUCUUUUCGAUUUCACUUCUAUUGCCACCUCCCAGGGAGAGCCAGAUUGUUUGCUGUGGGGUCUUUUUGAUGCGGGUGUUGCCUGAGCUGGAGGAGCUGUAUCUGAACCCCGCUGCUUGGCCCUUGCGUGGUGAUUCCGAGGACCCCGCACUUGAGCCAGGCCAAAGCUGUGGCCUAGUGUCCCCUCACAGGAAUUGCUCCAAGAGCUCCAGGGAACAGGCUCACAGUGGCAAGGACGAGGAGAUGAAUGUAGAAGCCAAGUACCGCAUGGCCUCCCUGUAUGUGGGUGACUUACAUGCAGAUGUCACGGAGGACCUGCUGUUCAGGAAGUUCAGCACUGUGGGGCCGGUGCUGUCCAUCCGCAUCUGCAGGGACCAGGUUACCCGCAGCUCUCUGGGCUAUGCCUACGUGAACUUCCUGCAUCUCGCUGAUGCCCAGAAGGCGCUGGACACAAUGAACUUUGACAUAAUAAAAGGCAAAUCUAUCCGUCUCAUGUGGUCUCAGCGUGAUGCCUACUUGAGGAGAUCUGGAAUUGGGAAUGUGUUCAUCAAGAAUCUGGACAAAUCUAUUGAUAACAAAACCCUUUAUGAACAUUUUUCAGCUUUUGGAAAGAUCCUUUCCUCCAAGGUGAUGAGUGAUGAUCAAGGCUCCAAGGGCUAUGCAUUUGUGCACUUCCAGAACCAGAGUGCUGCAGACAGGGCCAUUGAGGAGAUGAAUGGAAAACUGCUCCAGGGCUGCAAGGUGUUCGUCGGCAGAUUCAAAAGCCGUAAAGAUCGUGAAGCUGAACUCAGAAGCAAAGCCAGUGAAUUCACCAAUGUUUACAUCAAAAACUUUGGAGGUGACAUGGAUGACGAGAGAUUGAAGGACGUUUUCAGCAAAUAUGGCAAAACUCUGAGUGUUAAAGUGAUGACAGAUUCUAGUGGGAAAUCCAAAGGCUUUGGCUUUGUGAGUUUUGAUAGCCAUGAGGCUGCCAAGAAGGCUGUUGAAGAAAUGAAUGGAAGGGACAUAAAUGGACAGCUCAUUUUUGUAGCCCGGGCCCAGAAGAAAGUAGAGCGACAGGCUGAGUUAAAGCAAAUGUUUGAGCAGCUGAAAAAAGAACGAAUUCGUGGGUGCCAGGUGGUAAAGCUCUAUGUUAAGAAUCUUGAUGACACCAUUGAUGAUGAAAAACUACGAAACGAAUUCUCUUCAUUUGGAUCAAUUAGCAGAGUUAAGGUAAUGCAGGAAGAGGGGCAGAGCAAAGGGUUCGGCUUGAUCUGCUUCUCCUCUCCUGAGGAUGCUCUUAAAGCAAUGACUGAGAUGAAUGGCCGCAUCUUAGGCUCCAAACCUCUUAGCAUUGCCUUAGCCCAGAGACACUAGGAAAAAAAAGUACCUUCCCAACUCGUAUCUGCAGCAGGUGUGGGAAUGAUACUGAUCUCUGUCCGAACUGACCUCAGUAAACUUAAUAUUCCACAUUAUGGGUACUUAGUUUAGUAAACUUUGUGAAAAAGGUUUUUUUAAUAUACAAAGUCAUUUAUCUUCGUUUGUAGAAAAAUAAAUGAAGCUUAGUUCAUUUUCCAAAGGCACAUUUUCUGAUUUCAAUAGUAUAUAUAUUUUUCUUAUUUUGAUGUAGUGUUCAUAGCAAUAAGUAUAAAUAGAUACGUUUUUAUUACAUUUGAACCAAACGAAGAGGUAAUUGUUUGAAUGUCUUUAUUACUUUAGUAAUAUUGCUAGCUUUAAUUUUGUCUAUGAAAAUAUGCUCAAAGUAGUUAUUACACCUUAAGAUUCCAAAGUAUUUUUACCAACAGAAAUUUUCUAAUUUUUCAUUCAAGUCUUUCAUUCAAACUUUUAGAAAUUUAUAGUUCAAAUUUAGUUAAAGAUCUAAUUUCAUUUUGAAUUAAUGAUUAAAGUACUCAGAUAUAGUUGAAUUUCUUUUAAAUUUAUAUCCUGACAUGUUUGUUUUUUUCUGAUGGUUUAAAUUAAGAUGCUGGAGGUUUUUCAAUGCUGCCUUAAAACCAGCUUUAUGUGUUUUGUUAUUCUUUCCAUUAGUUGACUAUAAUUCAGGUACUUACUGGUUAAUCUAAAUUGUAACUUGCACUGUAAAACCUUAACUUCUGCAUUCCUUAAGUUAUAAAUUUGUAUCAUCUCAGGUGAUCCAAAGUUGUUGUUGUCUUAAAUCUCUUCAUAGCUAUAUAGUAUAAUAUUACAUCUUAAAUUUUACCAGAUACUAAUAUUAUGAAAAUCAUAUAUGCAGAUUAUAGAAAUUCUGUUUAUAAACUUUUAAAAUCUCUUUUAUAUUAUUUUGUGUAGUGAUAUUCUCUUAAGUUUCAGAAAAGUAAGUUCCUCUGUUUUUAUGAACUCACAUCUUUUAUUAGACUGCGGCAGCUAUGUAACCCACAAGGUUCACUUUUAGCCUCGAUUGUUCAGAAACUCACUAAUUUUCUGAUAAAUUGAAGUUACAUCACUUAUUCUGUUUUCUAGCAUAAUUUUUAGUUUAGAGCCAUUCCCCUAUUUUCCUUUCUCUCCUGCCUUUCAUCUAUAUUACUCAGCUUUUUAAAAUAAUUUUUAAAGAAUUUUUUAUAUUGGUUUUUUAAAUACGCUGCUUCAAAUCCAUUUGGAAAUUGAGGCAAGAGUUAUGUAUUUACAUUUAAAUAAUUGCUUUACAAAUUCUGAUUCAUACCAAAGGUAUCUAGCAAAUGAUUUUGUUAUUACUGUUUUCAUAUUUUUACUUGGAUUAGUCAUUUCUUAUUUCUAUUAUUCAAAUAUUCUAUUCAUAUAUUACUAAUAUUAAAUAAAUAGUAAAAUGUUUAAGGCAAUACUUCAGCUUAUGAAUGAGAAAAGCUUGUUACAUUUUAUUUUUAUGGAAAUUAUAUGUAUAUUCUUUGCACAUUUUCUAAAAUAAAAUUCUUUAAGUCAGUGAAAAAAAUAUGAACAAUAAAAGAAUUUUUAAAAGUAGCAUAUAAUUGUGUUAUGUCAACCAAUUCUCUAUUUCAAUUUGUUGCAUAUUUUUCCAAUUUUUUCAUCUCUCCACAUAUAUACAACUACGUAAUUUAAGAAAAAUAGGAUAAUAUUAUAAAUAUUGUUUGAAAUUGCUGUCUUAAUUAGACAAUAUGCCAUGGUCAACCUUAAUACUCAAAAUAAUUAUUUUCUUAUAAUCUGAGUGACUUUUAUGUUUUGUUCAAUGACUUUACCAAAAUAUAACUAAUUUCUUUUUGAUGAACUUAUAUGUUGCUAGAUUAUUUAUUCCUUUAUUCUUUCUUCCUCUAUCAUAAAUAACUUGGAGGUUAACAUUCUUGCAAACUGACAUAUGCAGAUAUAUCUAUUUUCUUAAGAAAAUGUUUAGAAAUGGAAUUAAUGGUUAAAAUAGAAUCAAUUAAAAAAAAUAAUUUUGAUAAAUAUUGCUUAAAUGCUGUCCAGAAAAUCUCUGGCACUUAUGUUGUCAUUGUAGGAGAAUGCCUACUUCCCUGUGCUCCAGGAAACAAGAGGUUUUGUUUAAGCUGUUGGUCAAUUCAAAGCAAACUAUUUCAUCAUUGCUUUAUUUCACUUUUUUAAAUUACAAAAGUUAAACAGCAUUCUGUACUUACUGUUUGUAUUUUCAUUCUUUUGAGUUAAUGUCUCAUGAUCAUAAUUAUUUUUUUGUUGGAGUGUUUUUUAUUUACAUGGAAUUUUAGAUUUCUUUGAAUAUUAUGACAACAUUUUAGACUUUUCCCCCGAUAUUUUACUUUCUUUAUAGUUUUGAAGGUUAUUCCAAAAUUAAAUGUUAAGCCGGAAAGUUUCAGUAUUUUACUUAAAUGGCUUUGAUGUCAUGUUUCAAAAUAUUUUGAACACUUUAAAUAUAUAUAUUCACACAAAUAUAUAUACACCCACACAAUUCAUUUGUAUUGUACUUAUGACUUUCAGAAUUUCAUAUUCUCAAUGAUUUUAACUAAAAUUUUCAUUCAUAAAAAGUAUUAUAUAAAACAUAGUAAAUCUUUUAAAAAUAUUAUGCUUUUCCAUAUUUAAUAGCAUAUAUUUUGAUAAAUACUUGACUCAAUUAGUCAAUGAAUUAGAGUUGGCAUAUGAGUUUCACAUAAAUUCUUAUAUUAGAUAAGUAUUUACCAAAAGAUAUAUCGGAAGCAGAGAGUUCUUAAAAAGUUUACCAGACAAGAAGACUGGAAAAUAUAUUAAGCGUGCCUGGCCUUGUCAUCUUAUUCUGGAUAAUUUAGUCCUCAUCUUAUUUUGAAAAAGCUAAUCUGUAAAACUGUUCAAAUAUUUGAACAGUAUUGAUAAUGCUUACAUAUAUUUUCAAGAUAAUAUCAGGAAACUGAGUUCUCUUACAUAUAUAAGGAGUUAAUAAUACAUUAACAUCAGAUGUGUAGGUGAAUAUAGCUAUGGCUUAAUUACACAAUAAUUGCCUUCUUAGUAGACAGUGCUUAUUUCAGCAUUUACUGUAAGAAGUGACUAAGUUUACAAAAAUAUACAAUCUGUGGAUUUCUUUAUUUAAAUUUUGUUCAUUCUCCUUUUUUUGGUGCUUUAUAAUAGCAAGUUAUCUUAGUUGAAAAUAGAGAUUCAUUCUUUAAAGACUAUUAAAUCUCUUAUGACCAAGUGCCUUAAUAAAUAAGUAGAACCUUAACUUUUCUGAUAAACAUUCCAGUAAAAGCUAAUGUAGGUAGAUAUGCCUUGAGCCACUGUUUCUACUUUCCCCUUUCUCCCAACACAUACUGCCAUAUCUGCUGUGUAGUUGCCUGCUUACAUGUACAGCCAUUUCAAGACAAGUAUUCUUUUAAAUUUCAAAUAGGAAUUUAGUUUUUAGAAAUAAAAAUUCUAAAGUGAUUUAAUGUUGUUAUUUUUAUGUUCUCAAUAUUCUUAUAUAUCCAGUGAGAAAAUGUCAAAUAAAAUCUUGAUAUUUCAAGGUGAA